UGGGAUGUUCGCGACAAUGUCCUUCCAGAGAGUUCGGCAGUUGAGGGUUUUGAAGUUCCUUUGGUUGGAUAGUUGGAUUCAAAGGAAUGUCUCUCCAUUGUCACAACUCUGCACCAAAGCAAAUAAUGUCAAGAAGCCUGUCAGAUAUACAAGUAUAAAGAAGGCAAAACCAAAAACUAUAAUCGAUAUUGCCAAAUUACUGCAGCAAAAGGCCAAGGAGACCAAAGAGAAGAAACAAUCAGUGAUCACUGCUUCUGCAUUGAAAGCUGCUACUAGUUCAACCAAACAGGCUACACCAGAUAAAUUGAAUGACCGGAGUGAUGCCAAAGAAAUUAUUUCCAAUGCAAAAAUUCAAACUUCUGCCAGCACCCUUCCAGCAAAAGAUGCUGUGGAUAGUUAUUCAGCACCUGACACUGCCAUAGUCGAUUCUUCUGUGAAUUUUGCAUAUUCAAAAGAUGUUGACCAAAUAGCCACGGAAGGUCUGCAUAAUAAGACAUACACUGAAAUAAUGAAUGCAAAAGAUGCAGCACCCCAAGCUGUUGAGUCAGCUGUAGAAUCGCCCACAAUUAAUGCUCCACAAGAGGCUUCAACUCAAGGAGAGAUGACUACAAAUAUCAGUCAAGUUUCUGAGCUAAACUAG
Molecule: messenger RNA, 640 nt
Organism: Sinocyclocheilus rhinocerous
Lineage: Eukaryota; Metazoa; Chordata; Actinopteri; Cypriniformes; Cyprinidae
Exons: 4
Coding region: 5-640 (211 amino acids)
Source: RefSeq, a predicted model, not a curated record